GUUUAUCAAUAAUUCACUCCCUUUGAAAAUUUGCACCAUUUGUAACGAUUGUUCAACGUUUUUGGGAAAAAAUGUUUUUUGGUCUCAAAAUUUGGCAAAGAGUGACAACCACCUGGUACUAGCAGAAAGCAUCAACAACAACAACACUGUUGAGCAGAGGUACAGAUACAAUAUGUGACAGUGUGUGUGAAGAAAUAUGUUGUGAUUUGUACAAGCAUAUGCGAAACCACUCUUGAGAGAAAACUAUUGCUUUGCAAACAUUAUUUUUACAAACCAGUGACUUUAAGUUUGGUUUGUGAAUAUUCCUAUAUUGGAAAAUGCGAACUCAAAGUUAUGAAGAUAUUAUUUUAUCAAUCAUUGUAGAAAAUUAUUAACCUCAAAAUACACUUGUCAAUACUGUGUGUCAGUGUGUUUUAAAUCAUUUCCUUGUAGAUUCAAUCUUUAAGUAUAUAUAACAAUGUUGACUACUGAGGAAAAUUUCAGAUGCAAAAUAUGUGAUUGCUUACUUGCGGAUAGCAGUAGUCUAAAAACACAUAUGACAAUUCACACUGGUAAAAGGAAUUAUGAAAAAUGCAAUAUGCCACCGUUCAUUUUCGCAAAGUAGUCAUCCUAAAACACAAAGAUCAAUACACACUGAAGAUAUGAAUCAUGAAUGUGAAAUAUGUGUACACAAAUGUCAUCUUAAAAAGCACAUGAAAAAAUACACUGGUGAAAAGAACUAUGAAUGUGAAAUGUGUGAAUAUUCCACUUUGCACAGAAGUAGUCUUAAAAUGCACAUAAGAGUACAUACUGGUGAGAAGAAUUAUAAAUGUGAACUUUGUCACCGUUCAUUUUCACAAAGUGGUAAUCUUAAAACACAUAUGACAAUACACACUGGUGAGAUGAAUUAUCAAUGUGAAGUAUGUCACCGUUCAUUUUCUCAUAGCAGUAAUCUUAAAAGACAUAUGAUAAUACACACUGGUGAGAAGAAUCAUGAAUGUGAAGUAUGUCAUAGUUCAUUUUCUCGAAGUGGGGAUCUUAAAAGACAUAUGACAAUACACACUGGCAAGAAGAAUCAUAAAUGUGAGGUAUGUCAUAGUUCAUUUUCUCAAAGUGGAGAUCUUAAAAGACAUAUGACAAUACAUACUGGCGAGAAAAAUCAUAAAUGUGAAAUAUGUCGACGUUCAUUUUCUCAUAGCAGUAAUCUUAAAAAACAUAUGAUAAUACACACUGGUGAGAAGAAUCAUACAUGUGAAAUAUGUCAUAAUUCAUUUUCUCGAAGUGGAGCGCUUAAAAGACAUAUGACAAUACACACUGGUGAGAAGAAUCAUAGUCUUAGAUGUGAAAUAUGCCAUAGUUCAUUUUCUCAGAGCAGUAAUCUUAAACAACAUAUGACAAUACACACUGGUGAGAAGAAUCAUGAAUGUGAAAUAUGCCAUCGUUUAUUUUCUCAGAGGGCUCAUCUUAAACAACACUAUGGCAAUAACACACUGGUGAGAAUAAUCAUAAAUGUGAAAUAUGUCAUAAUUCAUUUUCUAAGAGCAGUAAUCUUAAACAACAUAUGACAAUACACACUGGUGAGAAGAAUCAUAGGUGUGAAAUAUGUCAAAAUUCAUUUUCUCGAAGUGGAAAUCUUAAAAGACAUAUAAUGACAAUACACACUGGUGAGAAGAAUCAUAAAUGUGAAAAUAUUCCAUAAUUCAUUUUCUCGAAGUGGAGAUCUUAAAAACAUAUUACAAUACACACUGGUGAGAAGAAUCAUAAAUGUGAAAUAUGUCAUAGUUCAUUUUCUCAGAGCCACCAGCUUAAAAGACAUAUGACAAUACACACUGACGUGAAG
Ruditapes philippinarum (Manila clam) is the source of this 1819-nucleotide messenger RNA. Its product is annotated as zinc finger protein 239-like. Gene Ontology annotation, molecular function: DNA-binding transcription factor activity, RNA polymerase II-specific; RNA polymerase II transcription regulatory region sequence-specific DNA binding. Gene Ontology annotation, biological process: regulation of transcription by RNA polymerase II. The coding region runs from base 564 to 1544 and encodes 326 amino acids. The record is from RefSeq and is a predicted model, not a curated record. The transcript is spliced from 2 exons. Lineage: Eukaryota; Metazoa; Mollusca; Bivalvia; Venerida; Veneridae. Gene Ontology annotation, cellular component: nucleus.